Marchantia polymorpha subsp. ruderalis is the source of this 2633-nucleotide messenger RNA. The record is from the annotation of a GenBank genome assembly. Lineage: Eukaryota; Viridiplantae; Streptophyta; Marchantiopsida; Marchantiales; Marchantiaceae.
UGCCCCCCACUUCGACCCUUCCCUGCUCGCGGAGCAUCCAUCGAGCAUCGCACGGAAGCGAGCAGGGAAAAUUGUUGGGUCCCUCUGUCGGUCGGUCGGUCUCCUCUGCAGGGCAUCGCAUCCCAUUGCAGCGCAGCGGAGCGGAGCGGGCAUUGUAUGGCGCGGGAGAUCGAGGCAGAUCAGUGAGUGAGUGAGUGCCUUCGAGGGAGUGAGCCUGCAGGCAACGCGACGCACCGCACCGCACCGCAACGCAGCUGCUGCGACAUGCAAUUUGAAUCGACUGUCUCUGAAGGCGGUGGCGCGUCGGGACUCGAUUGAUCGGGAAGCGCUCGCGCUCUGAGGUCUGAGAGCGGAGGAGGCGAAGGUGUUUCCUGAUGGCGCCGCCGGGAGGAGGAGGAGCGCAGGUGGCCAGGGCUGGGGCUCCCGCGGUCGCGGGAGCGCCCGUUCAGGCUCAGCCUCAGCAGAGCUUUGGAGGCAUGCUGUUCGGUGUGGUGAGAAUGGGCAUCUUCUGGUACUUCGCCAUGCAAAUGUUUGCUCCCAAGAAACCCAGCAAUCCGGAUCUCCUGACCAACAAUCUGUUCAUGAAAGGCGAGGAUCUGGACUUUUGGAUGUAUAUAUCAGAAAGCAGGGAGUUCAAGGACUUUAGCAAUGAGGAGACUCUUAUUUGGCAUGAAACAAAGGUGCCGUAUGCCGUUUGGACACCGGGAAGUACUAGACGUCGUAAUUACACCUUUACUCCGUCAGAGGCAGUACAGAAGCACAAUGCGAGUAUCUUUGCCCAUGUUUUUUUCGCCCGAUCAGGAUAUUCUCCCGACCCACAAGAUGCUGAUUAUAUGAAAGAAUCCACUUUCAGCCGUACUCAUCCACUCGUAACCUACCUUCCAAAGCCGAAAGUGGACAAUCGGAAAAGCUUGUUAUCAAAGGAUGCUGAAGGUGAUCAGCUAACCGCAGAAACGGAGACAGGACUGGAAACAAAGGAAUCUGAGGAAGGCGAAGAAAGGAUAUGGAUAUCAUUUUGGAAGCCGAAUAUCACGAUAAAUCUUGUGGAUGAUUUCACACGUUAUCCAAGAGGAGGAGCCCCCCCAACAAUUGCCGAACACUUAAACGUGGAUGAGAACACAGGCAACUACUUUCCAACUGUCUAUUUCAACGAGUUUUGGUUGUUGAGAGACAAACUUAUAGCAAUCAACGAGACCGUUAACGAACUUUACUUGGAAAUGGAACUUGGACCCAUAAGUUUGACAAGAUGGCAGCUUUACUUGCAAAUAGAUCAGUCUUUCCAGAUCCACCGGUCUUAUGGCAGUAUGAUUGAAGGAGAAGCCGAUGAACUCAAGAGGGUGUUUGUAGAGGGCAAUCCGAUUUUGCUCGCAGUUACAAUGGCUGUUUCCCUUCUUCAUUCAGUAUUUGACUUUCUGGCCUUCAAAAAUGAUAUUCAGUUUUGGAACAAAAACAAGUCCAUGGAAGGCUUGUCAGCUCGUUCAGUGGUCAUCAACUUCUUCUGCCAGCUCAUAGUGUUUCUAUAUCUGCUAGACAAUGAGACAUCCUGGAUGAUACUGCUUAGCUCUGGUGUUGGGUGUUGUAUUGAGUUUUGGAAAAUCGGGAAGGCGAUGAUCAUUGAGGUUGACCGAAGUGGAAGGUUUCCUCUUUUGAGAUUCAAACAUCGCGAUUCGUAUGCUGGGAAUAAGACAAAGGAAUACGAUGAUCUGGCUAUGAAGUAUUUGUCCUAUGCUCUGUAUCCUAUCGUGGCAUGUUUUGCAAUCUACUCUCUCAUGUACGAGCGACAUAGGAGCUGGUAUUCGUGGAUCUUGUCAUCUCUGACAAGCUGUGUUUACACCUUCGGGUUCAUCAUGAUGUGUCCUCAAUUAUUCAUCAACUACAAGCUGAAAUCAGUUGCUCACCUGCCUUGGCGUCAAAUGACGUACAAGUUUCUCAAUACGAUCAUCGAUGAUCUGUUUGCAUUUGUCAUCAAGAUGCCGUGGCUACAUCGUUUGUCAGUCUUCCGUGAUGAUGUGAUAUUCCUGAUUUACUUGUAUCAACGUUGGGUCUACCCGGUUGAUAAAAAGCGAGUCAAUGAGUUUGGGUUUGGAGGAGCUGAGGCAGACGGCAGUGAACCCAGUAAUGCAAUUGAAGCAUCCGUAGCGGACAGGAUCAUAAAGAGACCAGGAGAAUCAGCGAAAGAGGCUAAAGCAGUCCUACGAACUGCUGGCUUCUCGGAGGACGGCUCAAAAGCUGCUGAGGGGAGCAGUUCUUCAACAGCUGCAGAAGAGACGAAAGAGGGCAAGAAAAAGUUGUGAAAUGUGUGUUGUUCCUGUGCUAGACUACUUAGGAUUAGUCUCUCAAAAUCUAUGCAAUUUUUUCCCAGUGUAACGUGCUUUUUUGAGAAAUUUCGUAAGAUUGCAACAAAAGCUUCUUAGUGGAGGCAUUGGAUUCCUUGGCACGUCGUUGGAUGCUUCUGUACAGCUCUUUGUCCUCCCUCUUGUGCCACCAAGAGCCACCAAAAUGGUGGUGCAUUGAGCUACGUGUCACCUUCAUGUCUUGAAGGUCACACUAUUACAUCAAGGUAGCUCUGUCGUAAUGCUUUUAUUGUACAAUUUGAUAUGUAAUAUGCAUUUUUUUGAAUUUGUAAAUCCUGG